Messenger RNA from Wallemia mellicola CBS 633.66, 1797 nucleotides. RefSeq lists its product as hypothetical. Gene Ontology annotation, biological process: nucleoside transmembrane transport. The record is from RefSeq and is a predicted model, not a curated record. The coding region runs from base 1 to 1797 and encodes 598 amino acids. Gene Ontology annotation, cellular component: membrane. Gene Ontology annotation, molecular function: nucleoside transmembrane transporter activity; symporter activity. NCBI's taxonomy places the organism in Eukaryota, Fungi, Basidiomycota, Wallemiomycetes, Wallemiales, Wallemiaceae. The transcript has 6 exons.
AUGAAUAGAGAGCAGAACAUAGAUCAGCAUAGUGUUUUACCAGCUUAUCACGUCCCCUCUGCCGGAUCUGAGUCUAAUGAAAAUGAAUUGAAGAAGAAAGAGGGCGCUGAACCAGAUGUAGAUGUUUUUUAUAAGGAUAACGAUGUACAAGAUCAAGAACUUGCUCAACCUCAAUCAAAAUACGACGCAAAAGCUGCUGAAUUGAAGUCUAAGAUUGAGAGUUUCUUUACCUGGAAGUAUUUACGUACCCCAGUGCUUUUAUUCACUGCAUGCCUCAUACUUGGUUGGUGGAUCGCUGGUUUAUUCACUAUGAGGCAUAGAUGGAUUGUACAGACAGUAUGGGCUUGGUUCUUAAUCGGCGUAAUCUUCUUCAGAUUCGUACCAUCAUCCAAAUUUGGUCGUCCGAUAGGCAGAGUCUGGACAGCAAACAUUUCUAAUCACUUCUUUAAGAUACCACGUCCAGCUAGACUGACUAUAGGAUGGUUGAUGGUUUUAGGUUUGAUUUUCGGUGGUGCAUUUGGUUUCCCAGAAAAUGAGGAAUCUAAUUAUAGAGACCGUGUUAUCUCUAUAUUUGGAAUUUUUGUCUUCCAAUUAUGUCUUUAUAUAGGCUCCAAACACCAUAGAGCGAUACAAUGGCACAUUAUUUGUAUUGGCUUGUUCUUCCAACAAGCUAUCGGAAUGUUUGUCCUUAAAACAAGAGCAGGAUACGAUCUUUUUAAUUGGAUUAUUACACUCGCUAAAGACUUCCUCUCACAAUCACAAACUGCUACAGCUUUCUUCCUCAGUGACGAUAUCGUCGGUCAACACUUCUUCUUAUUAACUACAUUACCCGCUAUUAUGUUCUUUAUUGCGUUCGUUCAAUUAUGCUACUUUUUGGGAGUUAUACAAUGGUUCUUGAAAAAAUUCGCUUGGUUCUUCCAAAGGCUUUUCACAAUCAGUGGUUGUGAAGCUAUCAGUGUCACGGCCACGCCAUUUGUUGGCCAAGCUGAAAGUGCAUGUUUGAUCAAACCGUACGUCAAAGAUAUGACUAAUGCAGAAUUGCACGCACUUUUGACAGCAGGUUUCAGUACAGUUAGUGGAUCAACUAUGUUGUCGUAUAUACAGUUAGGUGUUAACCCAGUCCAUAUCGUCACAUCAGCUAUCAUGUCAAUUCCAUCAGCUAUUUCUAUUUCUAAUUUGAGAAUGCCGGAAGUAGAGACACCAUUAUUUGCCAACAAAGUUGUCGUUGAUAGAGGAGAAUUAGAGUACACCGAUCGUGGUAAUUGGAUUUUAGCUUUUUCAAAUGGUGCAAAAUUGGGUAUUUACAUUGCAGGACUGAUUUUAACAAACAUUUUAUGUGUUCUCGGUUUAUUAUACGCAUUUGAUGGCUUCUUAACUUGGAUUGGAAGAAGCUUUUCUAUACAUGAGCCAACACCAUUAACAUUGGAAUUGAUUUUGGAGUACGUCUUCUAUCCAAUUGCAUGGUUGAUGGGUUCACCAAAAGCGGAUAUCCUUAAAGUAUCAAAACUUAUGGGUAUGAAAGUAAUAGCCAAUGAAUUUGUUGCGUAUAAAGAGUAUCAAGCGAUGCAAGACCCAGAAAGUCCAUCAUAUGAUCCAUUCACUAGUAGAGGAGGCACAAUCGCAGAGUUCUCACUCUGUUCAUUUGGAAAUAUUGCAUCGGUUGGUAUACAAAUUGGUGUCAUGGCUGCAUUAGCACCAACGAAGAGGAAAGAAGUUAGUGGUCUAGUUAUAAGUGCGCUAUGUUGUGGUAUAAUUUCAACCUGUCAAACAGCAGCUAUAGCUGGAUUAUUGUCAUAG